AUGCCGUUGGAUGAUUACGCCUUAACUGUCGGUGGCGGCCUCAAGCUCAAGGGCGCCAAGGUCGGCAAGCCCAAGAAGAAGAAGAGAAGGGAAAAGAGCGACCUCGAGAAAAACCUCGAAACGGGUAACGAAGACGGCGGCGCCGGCUCUACUAGUGGCGCUUUGGUGAAGCGCCGCGAUGAGGCUGGGGAUGAAGACGACGACAGGAAAAAGAAGUCGAGAAAGAGACGCGGGAGCGAGGACCCCCCGGUGACCGAGGCAGAAGAGGAUCGAGACGACGAUAGCCGGGUGGUGCACAAGACGGAGGCGGAGCGCCGGUACGAGGAGAGGAAGCGAAAGAGGCUCCUUGAACUCGCCGAGUCGUCUAGCUCCCGACCCGAACUUCUCAAGACGCACAAGGAGCGGGUCGAAGAACUCAAUACCUAUCUGUCCAAGCUGAGCGAGCAUCACGACAUGCCCAAGAUAGGACCCGGCUAA
This is a messenger RNA of Colletotrichum higginsianum IMI 349063, 477 nucleotides long. RefSeq lists its product as uncharacterized. Gene Ontology annotation, cellular component: nucleolus. The coding region runs from base 1 to 477 and encodes 158 amino acids. NCBI's taxonomy places the organism in Eukaryota, Fungi, Ascomycota, Sordariomycetes, Glomerellales, Glomerellaceae. The record is from RefSeq and is a predicted model, not a curated record. The transcript is spliced from 2 exons.